AUGUUUAGAAAAUUUAUGAAUAUAAUUACUAUUCCUUUAAUAAGAUAUAAGAAACCUAUAUUAGGUGCCAGCUUUAUUAGUUUAACAACGUUCUAUUGCAUUGAAGAUAAAAAUAUAUUAGAAGCAAGGAAAAAAAUAGAAUAAGACAUUUUAAAGAUGAAAUCUUAAUUUGGAUCUGAAGUUGAUAUAUAUCCAGAAGUUAAGUAAUAAAAUAUUUUUAAUGUAUAUAUAGAUAUGGAAUGAAAGGAAAUAGAUAUUCUAUCACAUUUACAGCAGAUUAAAGAAAGUGUGACAUAUUUGCACUAUUAGUUAACAUAUUAAGUUAACUAUAAAAAUAGGAUGGUAGUUUUAAAAUAAAAGAAGUUAUCUCAACAUUUGAAAAUUAAACAUACAGUUUACAAAUAGAUUUUGAGGAAAGUGUAGGAAAUCCAAAUAAUAAAAUAUUAACUUAAGGAACAAUCUAUAUUUAUGGUGAAAUGACAAAUGAAAAACCCUCAAUUUAAAUAAUAUUAGAAAAGACAGAUUAAUUUUCAAAUGUAGAUUUAGAAGCAUUUAUGGCUUGUUAUGUAGAAGCAAAUAAACCUAGAUUUUUAUCUCAUUCUAAAACUAUUAAAAAUAAUCAAUAAGUCUAAACAGAAAUGAAAUAAUAAUAGGAUAUGAACUCUGAAAAAUCAUUAUAAGAAUUAGAGAAGGCUGGUGUAACUAUAUUUAUGCCUGAAAAUAAAGAGAGAAAUUUAGAUUGGAAUUAUUUAGCUGGUUAUGAAAAGUAAAAAAGAGAUAUUGAAGAUACAGUCUUAUUGGCAUUAUAAUAUCCAGAAAUUUAUGAAUCUCUAACAGCCUUAACUAGAGUAAAAAAUGAACCCAAUAGACCAAAAGCUAUAUUAUUUGAAGGUCCUCCAGGAACAGGUAAAACAACAACAGCAAGAAUUAUGGCUUAAUAAGUUUAAAUACCUUUGGUUUAUUUACCAAUAGAAAGUUUUAUGUCAAAAUGGUAUGGAGAGAGUGAAAGACAAUUUGCAGAUAUUUGGAAGAGUUGUUAAAAAUUAGGAAGAGUGAUAAUUUUUAUUGAUGAAAUAGAUGCUAUAGCAUAAUAAAGAGGAGGAGAAAUGCAUGAAGUAUCAAGAAGAAUAUUAUCUACUCUUUUGAGAAAGAUUGAUUCAUUUGAAAGCAAUACAAAUGUACUAUUGAUAUGUGCAACCAAUAGAAAAUAAGAUCUAGAUGCUGCUAUGUUAAGUAGAAUAGAUUUAUCUGUUAAAUUUGAUUUGCCCGAUUAAAAAGCAAGAUAAGAUAUCUUUUAAAGAUAUGCCAAACAUCUUACUGAUAAAGAGAGAGAUAUACUUAGUUAAUUAAGUAAUGGGAUGAGUGGAAGAAAUAUAUCAGAUAUAUGUAAAGAUGCUGAAAGAAGAUGGGCAGCAAAAUUAAUAAGAAAAGAAGUUACUGAGUAAUUACCAUCAUUGGCAUAAUAUAAAGAGACUUUAACUUAAAGAUUAAAUAACUUUGCUUGA
Paramecium pentaurelia is the source of this 1505-nucleotide messenger RNA. The record is from the annotation of a GenBank genome assembly. NCBI's taxonomy places the organism in Eukaryota, Ciliophora, Oligohymenophorea, Peniculida, Parameciidae.